AUCUCCUUACCUUGAAUAAUUCAACAUAUCACACCAUUACUGGCACGGUUUGAUUCCAACACCUUAGGAGACACACCAAGUCUUAACAAGUAGGAUCUGUCUGCUGCUACAGAGCACUGAUCUUCUCACGGACUUCAAGGCAAAGUAAAACAAAGACAAUGAUCUGAGCGCUCAGUGGGUCUUGUAUUAGAUAAUAUUUGUUUUGUGGACUUAAAUCUUUCUUUUAUAUAUUCCAUUAUAAUUUUUUAAUUCAUCUGGAUCCUUGGAAGUGUCUGGCAGACGACCAAGCGGAGCGUUCACUGAAAACAAGUUGGCAUUGAAGAGAAACUCAAACCGACAGUAACUGACAGUAAGCCCUGAGAAGUAUCUCACCUGAAAGCUUCAUGCUCAUACUCUCUGCUGACUCAAAACGGGUGACUUUCUGGUGACUCGAGAAGAGUUAUCUGCGCAUCUUCCACGUCUUCACCCUCACCACCCUCUAUUUCCUCGUCAACAAGAUGUCAACAACAGAGAAAGUUGAGACCAAAUCAAAAAGUGAGAAAAUGCUCCCUGCACAGGAGGCGGCCAAAAUCUAUCACACCAACUACGUCAGGAACGCGCGAGCCGUCGGUGUCCUGUGGGCGAUAUUCACCAUCUGCUUUUCCAUCAUAGAAAUGGUGGUGUUCAUCCAACCGUACUGGAUCGGGGACAGCGUCAACACCCCGCAGGCCGGAUACUUCGGCCUGUUUCACUACUGUAUCGGCAACGCGCUGACCUCGGAGCUCAUCUGUAAAGGAAGUGCCUUGGACUUUGCUUCCAUCCCGUCCCCAGCCUUUAGGACAGCCCUCUUCUUCGUGGGUACAUCCAUGCUGCUGAUAGUGGGCUGUAUGGUCUGUUUCACACUGUUCUGGUUUUGCAACACCGGGAGCGUCUACAAGAUCUGUGGGUGGAUGCAGUUUGCAUCAGCCAUCCUGAUGGUGAUGGGCUGCAUGAUCUACCCUGACGGCUGGGACGCCCCAGAGGUGAAGAGGAUGUGUGGCGAGAGGACAGACAAGUACACCCUGGGGAACUGUACAGUGAGGUGGGCCUACAUCCUGGCUAUGAUCUGUGUCUUGGACUCUCUCAUCCUUGCCUUCCUGGCCUUUACACUGGGUAACAGACAGGACAAACUGCUGCCGGAUGACUUCGAAGUGGAGGGGCAAGAAAAGCAAUGAGGCGCUGGAGUAUGAAGAGAUGGAAGAACAAUGCAUCAUUCUGGCGCUCAUGACUAUCAGGCCAGGGAUACAGCAAGGCCUCCACGGAUAGUGUUUUUACAAUAUACACAAAGGUGUCCUGUCC
This is a messenger RNA of Oncorhynchus tshawytscha (Chinook salmon), 1317 nucleotides long. Its product is annotated as LHFPL tetraspan subfamily member 5 protein-like. The transcript is spliced from 4 exons. The record is from RefSeq and is a predicted model, not a curated record. Lineage: Eukaryota; Metazoa; Chordata; Actinopteri; Salmoniformes; Salmonidae. Bases 498 to 1193 code for a protein of 231 amino acids. Gene Ontology annotation, cellular component: plasma membrane. Gene Ontology annotation, biological process: sensory perception of sound; detection of mechanical stimulus involved in sensory perception.